CGAAUAGAAUAAUGGCUCUUGGACUACUUCCCUUGCCCACUAUUCAUCCCUAUCCUCAUCAACAACCUGCUUACAGAUGGCGCUUGGUUUUAUCCUACGAUGGCACUCGAUUUUCUGGUUGGCAGUAUCAGCCCWCAACGCCAACCAUACAGUGCAUUUUGGAACAAGCCUUAACUCGAGUUACAAAACUAGAGCGCAAGGAUCUCUGUGUAGUUGGUGCAAGUAGGACGGACACAGGAGUCCAUGCGCUAGGUCAGGUGGCACACUUCGUUACACCUUUCAAUUAUCAAGGACUGCAGGAUAUGCACGCAGCACUCAAUGGUCUUCUUCCUCCUGACAUUCGAGUUACAGAAAUCUGCCCUGCAAUGCCCCAAUUCCAUGCUCGUUUUUCAGUCACCGGAAAGAUCUAUCAUUACAAGAUCUAUAAUGAUYMUGUUAUGGACCCAUUCCAUCGUCUAUAUGCUUAUCAUAAUCGUUCCAAGCUCAAUACUUGUGUCAUGAUGGAAGCCACUAAGCAUUUUCUAGGGAAACAUGAUUUUUCAGCCUUUGCGAAUGCACAGCGCAAUGAUCGCACAGUCAACCCAGUGAAGAAUAUAUUCCGACUKGAUAUAAMUGAAAAGGGACCCAUUUUGCAGAUUGAAGUUGAAGGCUCUGGAUUUCUCUAUAGACAAGUCAGAAACAUGGUUGCUUUAUUGUUACAGAUUGGGAGGGAAGCAAUCCCAUCGGAGAUUGUUCCAAAAAUUUUGGCAACAUGUGAUCGCAAGGAACUUGCAAAGGUCGCUCUUGUAGCUCCGCCUCAUGGUCUUUGUCUGGUGGAAGUUAAGUAUAAUGAAGAACAUCUCCAGCUUCCUGAGGGUGGGCCUGCAACUAGUUUCGGUAGGCAUCAUAGCAUAAGCAAAUGUAAGCUGCAAUAUUACUAGUUUAGGUUAGUCAGCAACAUAAAUGGCACUGGUUCUCGUCAUCUGCUAAAUGUCAGUUGUGUAUUUAGAAGAGUUUAUUUUGAAGCACCUGGUAUUUUUAUUUGG
Molecule: messenger RNA, 1025 nt
Organism: Cynara cardunculus var. scolymus (artichoke)
Lineage: Eukaryota; Viridiplantae; Streptophyta; Magnoliopsida; Asterales; Asteraceae
Product: tRNA pseudouridine synthase A 1
Exons: 6
Coding region: 12-920 (302 amino acids)
Biological process (GO): tRNA pseudouridine synthesis
Molecular function (GO): pseudouridine synthase activity; RNA binding
Source: RefSeq, a predicted model, not a curated record